CGCCAGUCGCUCGCAGCGCCACAGUGUUGUUUGUACCCGGUGGACCACGUCAUUUUCGAACCGCCUCCAAAAGCUACUGAUUCCGCUCGAUGCUCCUCGGGGUCUGUAGACCGGGUCUAAGGAUAACUGGCGGUCGGUGCGGUGUAUUGUAGUGGUUCGAGGAGGAGCGAGGUGCUGACACGCGUAUUUAAAUCCAAGCCCUCGCCGACUUGGUUCCGCCUAACGCACUCCUCCGCCUCGCCUCGUUUCCACGAAUUUUACGCGAAACGCGAGUAGGAGGAAGAGGAGGAAGAGGAGGAGGAGGAGGAGGAGGCGAGAUUAAACCCUAGCCCGCCCCCUAACAAGUAACACCUUGCGGAAAAAGAGAUCCUCAAACGAAUGACUCUAGCCCCCCUCCGAUUCCAUUUCGUCUCCUCUUUUAAGCUAUUCCUUAAUAAUUACCCCCCGCCGGAUACAGUCGUAGUUAGAAGGUCGGAUUAGGGUUUGAUUGUGAGUGGUGGAGGGGGAGGAAUUAACUAUUGACUAUUGAGGAGGGAGGAGGGAGGAGGGAGGAGGAAGAGGGUUGCUUUAAUGGUGAUGGGGAGGCUAUGGUCCGAGGAGGAGCGGGCCAUGGCGGCGGCGGUGUUGGGGCCCCGCGCGUUCGAGUACCUGUCGGGGUGCCGCGUGUCCCCGGAGGGCGUGGUGGCGGGGGACGUGGACGCGGAGCUCCAGACGAAGCUGCAGGAGGUGGUGGAGGGCCCAUCGGGCCGCCCCUGGACCUACGCCAUCUUCUGGCAGGCCACGCGGGCCAGGACCGGCGAGGCCCUCCUCGUCUGGGGCGACGGCCACUGCCGCGACGCCGAGCCGCGCCGCCGCGGCCGCAGCAUCGUCGCCCGCGCCGGCGAGGCGGAAAGAGAGGAGGAGCGGCGGCAGCGGAUGAUCAAGCGCGUGCUCCAGAAGCUGGACGCGGUGUACGGGUGCGGCGACGAGAACGCGGCGAUCCGCCUCGACCGCGUGACCGACGCCGAGGCCUACUUCCUGAUCUCCAUGUACUUCUCCUUCCCCCUCGGGGAGGGGGGACCCGGGAGGGCGCUCGCGUCGGGGAAGCCCUUCUGGGUCUCGGACGUGGCCACGUCGUCGUCCUCCUCCUCCUCGGAGUUCUGCGUCAGGGCGUUCCUCGCGAGGUCCGCGGGGUUCCGCACCGUCGCGUUCGUGCCCCUCGACGGCGGCGGGGUCGUCGAAUUGGGCUCGCUCGAUCGUGUGCCCGAGGGCUUCGAAGCCAUGAAGAUGAUCCGGUCCGUGUUCUCCCGCGGCGAAAAUCGCUUGAAGGAGUCCAUUCCCAGAAUCUUCGGAAUGGACUUCACCAGCAUCGGUCGCCCGCCCCAGAUCUCCGCCUCCGGGCCUGAAGAGAGGCCGGUGCAUGCCGGUGUUAACGGGCUGAAUUGGAACCGGAUGGAUGAUAACAAGUUCCUCAACAGCGUGCUAGGAGGGUUCGGCGCCGACCGAUUGGGCUCAACGCCGUCGCCGUCGCCGUCGCCGUCGCCGUCGCUGCAGCGACCGAUCCCUCGCCCCGCCGACCUGUUCACGGAGGAGCACCCUCGCAUCAGCCAAUCCCUGCUUCAAAAGCCGCGUCCGCGUCCGCGUCCGCGUCCGCAACAGCUGCCGCCGCCGCCGCCGCCGCUUGGGACAGUGGAUUUCGGCAAUGGUGGUGGGGCGACUUCGGCGGCGGCGGCGGCGUCCCCCGCUGCAGCCCAAUCGGGCGGCGCAUUAGCAUUAGACUCGGACCUUCCGGACGUGGAAUCGUCGAGCAAGGAUGAUCGGAGGAUUACGGCGGCGGCGGCGGCGGCGGCGGAGGAGCGUAGGCCGAGGAAGAGAGGGCGGAAGCCGGCCAAUGGGCGGGAGGAGCCGCUCAACCACGUGGAAGCGGAGCGGCAGCGGAGGGAGAAGCUGAACCAGCGGUUCUACGCCCUCCGGGCCGUGGUGCCCAACAUCUCCAAGAUGGACAAGGCCUCCCUGCUGGGCGACGCCAUUGCCUACAUCCAAGAGCUCCAGAGCCGGCUCAAAGAGUUCGAGUCCGACCGAGCCCGCUGGAACAACCCCGGCCUCGGACCCAGACCCCCCGAGCUCGAGCCGCCCUCGGUCGAGAUCCAAGCGCUGCACGAUGAGGUGAUUGUUCGGGUCACCAGUCCUUUGGAUGGCCAUCCCCUGUCCAGAGUCAUCCAGGCUUUCAACGAGUCUAACGUCAGUGUCGUCGAUUCUAAUGUAUUGGCCACCAAUGGCUCCGUGCUGCAUACUUUCGUCGUGAAGUCGCCGCCCGAUUCCGAGCAAGCGACGCGAGAUAAGAUUGUCGCCGCCAUUUCAUGUGAGAUGACCACGUCGCAGUCCCAGUCGCAGUGAUGAUCUCUCUCUCUCUCUCUCUCUCUCUCUAUAUAUAUAUAUGCUCAGCCAUGCACCGAAUUGUGCUGUUCACUUAAAGAGGAUCGAGCAAAUUUAAGGCUCGGAGCAGAUUCAGAUUUUUUUUUUUUUUUUUUUUUUUUUGAUCUUUUGAUCUUUUGUUGAGGUUUAUAGCGCUUAGUAAAUUCCACUAGUAGUAUUCCUGACGAAAACUGCAUAGUCUUCUUUAUGUAAAUAAUAAUGCAGUGUAAGAGGGCAAUUUUACUUUAGCGUUAAUUAGUUCAUCUCCUUUUCUUUAA
Ananas comosus (pineapple) is the source of this 2672-nucleotide messenger RNA. Its product is annotated as transcription factor ABA-INDUCIBLE bHLH-TYPE-like. Gene Ontology annotation, molecular function: protein dimerization activity; transcription cis-regulatory region binding; DNA-binding transcription factor activity. Gene Ontology annotation, biological process: regulation of DNA-templated transcription. Gene Ontology annotation, cellular component: nucleus. The record is from RefSeq and is a predicted model, not a curated record. The coding region runs from base 571 to 2376 and encodes 601 amino acids. The transcript has a single exon. NCBI's taxonomy places the organism in Eukaryota, Viridiplantae, Streptophyta, Magnoliopsida, Poales, Bromeliaceae.